Molecule: messenger RNA, 1054 nt
Organism: Canis lupus familiaris (dog)
Lineage: Eukaryota; Metazoa; Chordata; Mammalia; Carnivora; Canidae
Gene: CD79A
Product: CD79a molecule
Biological process (GO): B cell differentiation; B cell receptor signaling pathway
Cellular component (GO): B cell receptor complex; membrane; external side of plasma membrane
Molecular function (GO): transmembrane signaling receptor activity
Source: RefSeq, marked provisional
UGGGCAGGAAGUGGGGCGGGGUUUCGGGGCAGCCGAGGUGGAAUCUGGUACCCCAGGACUGCUGCUCCCCAGACCAACCACCCCACUGGGAAAGAUGCCUGGGGGUCCCGGACUCCUCCAAGCGCUGUGUGCCACCACCUUUCUCCUCUUCCUAAUCUCUGCUGGUGGCCUGGGCCCCGGGAGCCAGGCCCUGUGGGUGGACGGGGGCCCGCCAUCGAUGACGGUGAGCCUGGGGGAAACAGCCCGCCUCCAGUGCCUGCAUAACCGCAGCAGGCUGUCCAGCAAGCUCAACAUCACGUGGUGGCGCGUCCUCCAAGGCAACGCCACCUGGCCCGACAUCUUCCUGAGCUACGGCAAAGGCCCCAAUGGCGAGCUGACCAUCGACACUGUGAACAAGAGCCACAUGGGCAUGUACCGAUGCCAGGUGGAGGAGAAAGAUCUCAACCAAAAAAUCCUCAGCUCCCAGCAGUCCUGCGGCACCUACCUCCGCGUGCGCGAGCGGCUCCCCAGACCCUUCCUGGACAUGGGAGAGGGUACCAAGAACAACAUCAUCACAGCCGAGGGCAUCAUCCUGCUGUUCUGUGCCGUGGUGCCUGGGACCCUGCUGCUGUUCAGGAAACGAUGGCAAAAUAUGAAGUUUGGGGUGGAUGCCCAGGAUGACUAUGAAGAUGAAAACCUUUAUGAGGGCCUGAAUCUGGAUGACUGCUCCAUGUACGAGGACAUCUCCAGGGGCCUCCAGGGCACCUACCAGGACGUGGGAAGCCUCCACAUUGGAGACGGGGAUGUCCAGCUGGAGAAGCCGUGACCCUGCAGGGUGACCCUGUGGGCUGCCCUCUCCUGCUGUGUCGCCAGCUCUGGUGUCCCCCCACCCCUUCCUGUUCUCUUUUCAUAAUCUUUCCUGGAAGUGUCCUGACUCAACUUCUCCCUUGAGGGUGUCUGCUCUUCUUCCCUUUAGACUGUCCUCAUCCCCUCCCCAUGCCCCAAUUCAGCGCUCCUCCUGCUGCUUUUCCCCCACCCCCCCCCCCCAACACCCAGCGGGUAAUGAGCCCUUAAU